AUGGCUUUUAUUUUCCCAAAAAUUUUAAAUAUAUCUGCAUUAGCAUUAGCCGUAUAUUUUUAUUUAUUUACUGAAAUUUGCGCUGCUCCAGUUGAUAAUUCCGUUCCAAAAAAGAAAAAUAUUAUUUUUUUAGUUGGUGAUGGAUUAGGUCCAAGUGGAGUUACUUUAGCAAGACAAUAUAGACAAUAUAGUGAAAAUUUACCUUUUAAUGAUUAUUUGGAAUUAGAUAGACAUUAUAUUGGUACUCAAGGUCAUAGAUCAAACAGUUCAUUAAUUACUGAUUCAGCUGCUGCUGGAACUGCAUUAGCCACUGGUAAAAAAACAUAUAAUAAAGGUAUUAGUGUUGACGUCAAUGGUAAAGCUAUUGGUGCUGUUGGAGAAGCAUUAAAAUUAAAAGGCUAUACUACUGGUUUAGUUGUUACUACUUCAGUUGCAGAUGCUACUCCUGCAGUAUGGUUUUCUCAUGCUAAAAAUAGAGCUUAUCAAGACAUUCUUACAGAACAAUUAGUUGGUGAAACUCAUCCAUUGGGUCAUAUUCCAUCAUUAAUCAUUGGUGGUGGUAGAGGCUGGUUUUAUGGUUUAGAUGAAGGUGGAUUAAGACCAGAUAAUAGAAGUUUAAUUGAAGAAGUUCAACAAAAUGGAACUUGGAAUUAUAUUGAAAAUAGAGAACAAUUUGAUGCAUUAGAUGAAGGAAAAAACGUUACUUUACCAUUAUUAGGUUUAUUCGCAGAAGAAGAUUAUCCAUAUAGAAUCGAUAGAGAAGAUUCGGAAUAUCCAAAUUUAGUUGAACAAACUAGAGUUGCAUUAAAUGCUUUAAGUAAUGCUACAAAAGAUUCAGAUCAAGGUUUCUUUUUAUUGAUUGAAUCAUCAAGAAUUGAUCAUGCCGGACAUGCUAAUGAUUCUCCAGCUCAUAUUCAAGAAACUUUAGAAUAUGAUGAUACUAUUGCUGAAGUUCUUAAAUUUGUUAAAGAAACUGAUGUUGAUACUGUUGUUGUUGCUACCGCUGAUCAUGAAACAGGUGGAUUAGUCCUUAAAUCAACUCAACCAUCUCAUUUUGCAAUCAUUUCAAAUGCUACUCAUUCAACCGAAUAUUUAACUAAAGAACUUAUUGGAUUUCAAGAAAAAAAUGAUACUGAAGCAUUAAAUGAAUAUAUUAGAGGUGAAAUUUUUACAAAUGGUUUAGGAUUAUAUAAUAUUACUGAUGAUGAAGUUUCAAGAAUUGCUGAAUAUGUUGAACAUGGUGCUUUAACUACUGGUAAAGAAAGUGAAAUUGCGGUAGCAUUAAGUAAUUUAACUUCUUCAAGAGCUGGUAAUCUCUGGGGUUCAACUGAUCAUACAUCUGUUGAUGUUGGUUUAUAUGCAUUUUCAAAUGCUCCAUAUUUACAACAAAAAGUUGAAAAUAUAAAAUCUGGUUUAGCUGGUUAUCAUGAAAAUAUUGAUUUUAGUGUUUUUAUUAAAUCAAUUAGUGAUAUUGAUUUAGAUGAAGUUACUGAAAAAAUUGCUGAUAUUCCAUUAACUCGUUAA
Messenger RNA from Lodderomyces pseudojiufengensis, 1524 nucleotides. It is a transcript of the gene PHO8, whose product is annotated as Pho8p. Lineage: Eukaryota; Fungi; Ascomycota; Pichiomycetes; Serinales; Debaryomycetaceae. The transcript has a single exon. Bases 1 to 1524 code for a protein of 507 amino acids. The record is from RefSeq and is a predicted model, not a curated record. Gene Ontology annotation, cellular component: fungal-type vacuole membrane. Gene Ontology annotation, molecular function: alkaline phosphatase activity. Gene Ontology annotation, biological process: dephosphorylation.